Messenger RNA from Betta splendens (Siamese fighting fish), 2473 nucleotides. RefSeq names its product transmembrane protein 150C-like. Gene Ontology annotation, biological process: negative regulation of T cell proliferation; cellular response to lipopolysaccharide; T cell costimulation. Bases 553 to 1296 code for a protein of 247 amino acids. NCBI's taxonomy places the organism in Eukaryota, Metazoa, Chordata, Actinopteri, Anabantiformes, Osphronemidae. The record is from RefSeq and is a predicted model, not a curated record. The transcript has 12 exons. Gene Ontology annotation, cellular component: external side of plasma membrane.
ACUAUUAGCAUUAGCUAAGCUUUGUGUGUCAAUUAUAGAGGACACAGGACAACCUUUAAGACCACAGAAAAAUGUAAUGUCAGACUAGGGAGGAUAGGUCACUUGUCUGUGGUUCCACGUUCACAGGAGGAUUUACAGGCCGGGCUCAACAUGCUGGUCGGAAAAACCCAGUCUGUCGCCAGACAGCGUGGGGAUCUUAUUUUGAAGGACAGCCGUCACAGCCGGAAAUUGUACGGCGCGAAUCCAAUAUAUUUCUCGCAUUUGCUGCUGCGGCUAUUUCGGCAACGUUUAAAUUUCAGCAGCGUUUCAAAGGAAGCGAUAGAUAUUUAACAAUGCGUCGACAUCGACAUGAGAAGCGCUGAAGCGGAUUUAUCACAGAUUUUAUCUGUAUAUGAAGAGAGGCGCGUCGGACGGACAGACAGUCAGUCUAAUGAGUUAUAUGCAGGAAAAGACACAUAUAACAGGCUUCUUAAUAUGACGGGCGGACCAUCUGGUUCCCGACUUUGACAUCAGCGCACAGGUGAACAGCGCCCAGACAGAGCCAGAGGAGACAUGAUGUGGACCUUCAGCCCGUGGGUUCUGCUGCCUCCCAUCUACUCGCUGUGCACAGCUGCUGGACUGUGGAUCGUAUACUUUCUAGCUGUCUGGGAUAAGAAGAUAGUACCUCUGGGUUCACAGGCCUGGAAAAUCAAUGAGUCACUGUAUCCUCCAUUCAUCAGUGUCGCAGGAAACUUUCCGCCAGUCAGCUGCCUCUUCAGCGAGGUCAUGAACCUGGCAGCGUUUGGAGGGUUCAUCAUUGCUGUGCUCAGGUACCUGCAGCUGAGACCCAGAGUAAACAAAGCGUGGCUCAACGUCGUCAGUCUGGUGACUUUCUCUGUUGCCUGCUUUGGAAUGACGCUGGUUGGAAACGUGCAGGUAUUUACUCAGAUGAAGGUUCAUGACUUUGGCACCUGCUUGACGUUUGGAGUGGGAUCGAUAUUCUGCUGGCUGCAGUCCUACAUCACUCUGAAAGUGAAUCUGAUGAAGGAGGGGAAGAAGGUCGCCAUCGUUCGUUUCCUGCUGUCCGGAAUCAUCACGGUUUGCAUCGUACUCUACUUCUCGCUGGCGUCCCAGCACCUCUACAUGCAGGCAGCUCAGUGCCAGUGGCUGCUGGUCAUGUUCCUCCUCCUCUUCAUCAGCUCGCUUGCCAUCGACUUUCGCCACAGUCGCUUCUUCGUGACGUGCUCGGAGAACUCUGACCACAUGACCUCAGAAUUCCUCCCCGAAGAGUCCAGGUCUGAGCUGAAACAGCUGUAGGGACGUUACACACUUACAAUUGGUGUUACAGUACAUAAUUAUAUUUAAGAGGGAUAUUUAACAACCAGAGCUGUGUGAACCCAUAUCUGUGUUAUACCCACUACUGUACUUAUUUACUUGUUUGUAAAUAAAACAGAAUUUGCUAAAUUAGUAUUUUAGCAACAUGUAACAGAGAUUCUACUGUAAUAAAAGUCACAAUUACGACAGUGUUGUAUUGUUUCCUGAAGAAAAAAGGAUUUGCAUUGUCAUAAACUGCAGUUAUGUCUCAAUGUGGAUCACAUGCUUUUUGACACAGUAAAACAACUGCUAACACAGCAAUAGUUUCAGGAGAUGAGAAAAAAACACUGAAAAAAAGCACUUCAGUCCGGCAAAAAAGGGAGGGAGAGAUAGGUGUGUUUGUGUGUGCGCGCGCGCGCGCGUGCGUGUGUUGCAUUACUUGGGGACACACCUUAAGGCAACACAGGCGACAUUAUCAAAUGAGCCAGCUUAAGCGUUCACCAAAGAGCAAUAAACCGUAAUGGUUGAAAUCCGACGAUUGACGUCUAUCUGCGCACUGUUUUACUUGUUCUUUGUUACUUUAACUUACGGUUUAGCGGAAAUUACAGCUCAACUUGGCCAGACUGUCAAUCUAACAUGCUCGGGUCAGGAUGACAUCACUGGGCUCGUUUUGAAAAGAUCCGACCUGGAUCCUCCAUACGUCUUUGUUUUCCGGGACAAUCGUCCAGACCUGACCAGACAAAAUCAGCUGUUUCAGGACAGAGUGAAGCUACCGGGCCCUUUGUUGAAGAAUGAUGAAGGCGAUGUUGUUUUAUACCUGAGUAACGUGAGCUGGAGCGACAACGGAACAUACAGCUGCCGAGUGCACAGACGUGAGGGUGGUCCAGUGGAGACGUCCUUUGAUGUUAGAGUCAUAGAGCCAAAUGGAGGACCUAUCCCCACUGAUGACUCCCCCACUGAAGACCCCCCCAGUGAUGACCCCCUUACUGAUGACACCCCCACUGAUGACAGCCCUGCUAAAGACAGCCCUGCUGAAGCUCAGGAAGACACCUUCAUCAUUAACUCGCUUGCCAUCGACUUUCGCCACAGUCGCUUCUUCGUGACGUGCUCGGAGAACUCUGACCACAUGACCUCAGAAUUUCUCCCCGAAGAGUCCAGGUCUGAGCUGAAACAGCUGUAG